AUGGCUGUUACUCUUACGUUGGGAAAGUUGGAGGACAACAAGAUCUGUCACUGGGAAGAGGAUGUAGGAACAGCAGCACACGAAAUGGGUCACGCUCUAGGAUUCUUCCAUUCCCAGUCCAGGGUUGACCGGGACAGUGCUAUUAGCAUUAUAGUAGCCAAUAUCCAGUUCGACAAGGAAUCUGCUACUACAAACUACAAUUACGGAAUGCCUUAUGACUAUGGAAGCAUCAUGCAGUACGGAGCAACGAGGUGA
Cooperia oncophora is the source of this 255-nucleotide messenger RNA. The record is from the annotation of a GenBank genome assembly. Lineage: Eukaryota; Metazoa; Nematoda; Chromadorea; Rhabditida; Trichostrongylidae.